GCCGAGCAAGCCGCUCAAUCUGACCUGCGUCCGCCACGAUGACCCCGCUACUAGCCUUAGACCCGAAUGAUUCAGAAUGAAUAGAUAGAUGUGUUGCGAAGGAUUCUACAACUGAAAAGGAGCAUACCCUGGAUCGAAUGUUAAUGAUAUAAAGAAGACGCACGCAGUUACAGACAUCCCACGCUGCAUAAUCAAAAGCGUUCAUCAUCUAGGCACAUCACUCGUCAUGUCCCAUCUUCGAGCAAUGGAGUACCUCAACUCCCCCGCUUUCUCUUCGCGCGUCGAGGAGCUUAUAAAGAAGCAUCAUAUACCCGGGCUCUCAGUGGCGUUCGUAGAAGGUGACCGUACUUUCUCCGCAGCAUACGGUUUAGCAACGCUCGACCCGCCUAAGCCAUGUACACCAGACACCCUCUUCGACAUAGCGUCCAGUUCAAAGUCGAUGACGGCUGCAGCGGUUGGUUUACUAGUUCGCGACGAUGAAAAAUACCCCGAGGUGAAAUGGGAGGCGAAGAUGUCGAGUCUCCUGCCUGGGGAUUUCAUCAUGUCGAAGCAGGAGUAUACGGAUGAUAUCACCGUCGACGACAUCCUCAGCCAUCGGACAGGUCUACCACGUCACGAUGAUUCCUACCUGGGCCCGCUAGCAGCAAAGCCAGAUGACGCGCGAUCUGUGACCAGGAAUCUGCGGAACUUGGAAGUCACGGCGCCGAUACGGUCAAAGUUCAUGUACUGCAACAUAAUGUUCACGGUGGCGACGUACCUCGUUGAGCAGAAAAGCGGGCUCGCUUUCGCGGAUUUCCUUCAGGAGCACUUCUUCAAGCCUCUCGAGAUGCACUCAACUCAACUCCAGCCAGCGCGGGCGAAGUCCUUUGGUCUCGGCGACCGCAUUUCCACGGGGUAUCACUGGGACGAGAAGAGCGAGCGCUACAUCGGUUUCGACGUGUGGGAUAGCCCCGAAGAUCAAGGCGCGGGCUCAAUCAUCACAAGCGCAAGUGACUAUCUCAAAUGGGUUAAGGCCCUGAUGAAUCAGGACCAUCCUAUCGAUGAAGAGAUCUACAAGGGACUCAUCAGGAUGCGGUCUUUCACAGAACCGGAUCCAGAGGACGGGUUGCCGCUGACAUCGCCGGAAAUGUACGCUGCCGGGCUGGAGGUAUUCUACUACAGAGGCCAUAUGGUGAUCAGCCACGAUGGCGGCAUACCUGGUUACGGCAGUAGACACUUCUUCGUCCCAUCGCUCAAGCUUGGUGGUGUUAUCCUAGGUAAUACGGACGCCACGGGCACCCUAGGGACGAUCCUAGCAUACGAAUUGAUCGACGAGGCUCUGGGUGUGCCGAGCCCGGAGAGAAUGGAUUGGAAUAAAGUGCUGGAGGAGAGAAACGCCAAGUACGAGAAUGAUCCCAAGGAGGAGGAGCUGCGACGUGUCCUUCGUGAAGACGCGGAGGCGCAGAAGAUGCCGCUCAGUAUCUACACUGGCACGUAUUGGAACCCAGGGUAUAAAGGCAUGACUGUGGAAAUUAAGGAUGGGAAACUCUACAUCGAUGCGAGUGAUCGAUCGAUCGGGUUCUUCAUAGUUCUCGACCAUGUGCGCGGAGAGACUGAAUAUCUUGGCCAUGUGAGCAACUGGCUUAGUCGCAGCGAAUACGAUCUGUGGCCGGCGAGGUUUUUGUUCCACAAUGAUAAACCUGUCAAGUUUGGAUUGGAGCUUGAGAAAGAAGCAGAGAUGAUCUGGUUUGAUAGAAUAGAAUGAGCCUAAUGAUCAGUUCACUUGUCAGUUAUGAUUUUACUGGUCGCAUAAGUUAGCUAGAAGGUUUGGCACUUCCGAAUCUU
This is a messenger RNA of Xylaria bambusicola, 1824 nucleotides long. Its product is annotated as beta-lactamase family protein. The transcript is spliced from 2 exons. The coding region runs from base 227 to 1744 and encodes 505 amino acids. Lineage: Eukaryota; Fungi; Ascomycota; Sordariomycetes; Xylariales; Xylariaceae. The record is from RefSeq and is a predicted model, not a curated record.